Messenger RNA from Linum tenue, 5233 nucleotides. The record is from the annotation of a GenBank genome assembly. Lineage: Eukaryota; Viridiplantae; Streptophyta; Magnoliopsida; Malpighiales; Linaceae.
AUCUAAUCGAAAGGCCACAAAGAGCAAUCAUGCAGGUGCAGAACCGGCCCACAACGUCUUUCUUGUUUGAAACGUCUCCGGCUCCGGUCUUCGUCGGCGUUGUCCGCCGUGGAGUGGCGAGACUAACUGGACAGUAAGACGGGAUGGAGGAAGGGGAAGUGCUGGAGCUCAAUGAGCUUCAUUACUCCGAUUUAAUGUUGAUAUCUUCUGAUUCAACAGCGAACCCUAAUCUGCUAAACGAUAAUGUCCCAAUUCCCUCGCCCGAAGAGCGACGGUGACUGGAAACGGUCAGGAGGACGGUAAUGGAAACCCUAGGUCUGACGGGCACAGGCCUUCUGUCCAUCACCGCGGUCCGUAGGGCUUCUCUUCUUCGCAGAAGCCUUCUCCCUCUCGCGAGAAACCUCGCUCUUCUGGACAACGACAAGCGGACGCGCAUUCUCAAGCUGCAACCGGCGGGGAGUUGAAAAUGUGAAGCUGCAUGAGGGGAUCUUACUGGAGCAGGAAAUUGACUACUGUGAGAUUCUUGCCAAGUGCAGCUACAAAUUGCUAAUUGCAGGAGUAUGGCUUGGGGAGUGAUGUUCCAUUGAAGAACCCGUAUAGGAAAGUAUCUUCCUUUGAAAUUAUGCUGAAAUACAUUGAAGUUCUCGAGUCUGAUCAAGCUGUUUAUCCACCUUUCAGCUUUGCAGUGACUGAUUUGGAUGCCGACAGUAGCUAUACAUAGAUUCAGUGUCAGGGGAUGAUGAAUAAAAGAAUGUUGCUAAUGUUUUCAAGGAGCUAGGAUAGCGCAUGAUGCAGCUAAGAUUAUGUCUGGCGCAAGUGUGUCACAAAGCAACAGGUGGCAAAUAGUUGGAGAAGAGCUUGCUUGAAUCAGGCACAGCAAAGGGGCGUCUCAUACAUUAUCGUUCAACCCUUGAUGAUGGUGUUUGAGAAGAAACCUGCGAGAAGAAACCUGUCAUACAUUAUCGUUCAACCCUUGAUGAUGGUGUUUGAAAAGAGACAAGACAGUUAGAACACUCUGCUUUGGUUAAAAAUGGCGGUCAUGACAAGCUUGGGCAGCAAUGGCAUUAUGAUUACAGUAUCUUCACUGUUCUGACAGCACCUAUGUUUCUUGUUCCCUUUCAUCUGCCAGAGAUGGGAUAACAUGUGGUGUUCCUUCAGUUACUUAUGUAUGCUUAAUAAUGCUUCUUAUCCUGGUGUGAAUUCGUAUUUGCAAGUCUUUCAGCCGAACCAUAUUACAGUGCCCAUGGUGAAAGCUUCUCCAGAGAUUUUCCUCGUUCAAGUUGUGGAGAACCAGCGGAUAUCAUCUCAAAGGGAAAACUCCGAUCGACUCUUCACUGUGUAGGCAGGCCAGAGAAGCAGGACUAUUUAAGCAGAGAAACGUUUGUGGGGUUUUGCAGCCUGCUUGGAGCAAAACAUUCUCGCUCUCUGGUUGCCAUUGCUUGCAGCACUCUUGUAUAGAUGAUCGAUGGUCAGGAGAAGGAAAUGGCUGCUCCAGGCAUGGUUCAAAUGGCUUCAAGGGACAUAUUCAUAAAAUGGUUCCACCCCCUUCUUUGCGUUUAAUAGAGGGAAUGGCAUUUGCUGAAUGCCCACGUGAAACUACCUAGCGGUAUUAUGGGGGUAGUGGAUCGCAGUCAAACCAUUAGCCAGCUAGUGCUUUGGUUCUUUUUGGGGACUUCUGAUGAAGCCUGCUCCUGUGGUUAGUCCCUGUGAGAGAAAGAGGGCGCGAGAGACAAUUAUGCAAACAUUCUGAAGGGUCAUUGGCCUUGGUGCUUGAUGGGAGGUUUUCAGCUUCCUGUUUAGAUAGUAGACAUAUAACUGGUCUUGGUUGGGAAUGCAUGCCACAAAGUACUGAUAAACUUUUUGGGGCAUCGUUUCUUUUGGAAAAGGUGGCAUCCAUGCUCCUCGAGUUUGUCCCAAAACUGUUGUGAAUCUUCUGCUCAAUGAACUAGCCAGCAGAAUGAGGACAAGAGAGAUUAUCUCAGCCGCAUGUUCAAUCAACUGGUGAGGAGAUUGAUGGAUGGACUCUCUAUUCCUGCUUGAUCUUUAGACCUUGACCGGAUUUGGGGACCUUGAUGACCCUAUUAAGCCGAGAAGCAGCUCGAAGCCACCUGAAAGGGUAUGCUUUAAUUAACUGCCCUUUCUCGUCACCUGCCUUGCCUGAGUUGUCCGGGAUUCAACCAUAACGAACCCGGAUUAGACGAAAUCCAGACAUCUAACCACAAGGUUUAUCUCAAAAGCAAUAAUGUGAUUAUCGUUUUCAGAAGCUCCAGUAUUAAUAAGGAUGCAGAAGCUGACUAUGACUGAAUUGUUGAAACAUCUCAUCUUGUUAAUUCUGGUUUGCUGCAUUAUUUUGCGCCCUGGUGCAGGUGGAGGGAACAUAACUGAGAAGGAAACAACUGGGUUCCAAACGUGGACAAAAAUUCCAAUUCUAGAUUGGAGGGUAAGAGUUGGUGGUGGUGGAUGGAUGAUGAUUAGAGGGGAUGUGGGUAAAAGAAGAGGGAAUAAAGCAAGAAAGAGCGUUUCUUUACAAAGUGGUCACACAACUGAGGUCUGCAGCUACACAGUACAGAGAGCUUUGCUUUAUCAGAGCUACAAGGGAAAGUAUGGAGAGCCGGUUGAGUGCGUGGAUUGGAUUUUCGGGGGAAGAAGAAGACCUUUAUGAUCAGAAGAUGGAGUAGAUUGAUUGCAAGGAUGGCCUUUUUUUCUUGAGAAAGAGGAGAACUCGGCCAGGCAAAUGGAAGAUGAGAACAAAAGAUGGGAGUGAUGACGUAGUUAGGCAUGCGCAUUUUAGCCCCUUCCUCUCUACUCUCCUUCUCCUCCCUCUAUCAGGAUUUCAGAACAGAAGGGAUCAGUCAUCAGCUUUAUUGUCCAAAACUGCAGAGGCAAAGUGGGUGCUGAAGAACUGAUUAUAUAGUUUUGCUUUGGACCGCUUCCUAAGCCCUAAGUUUUGUAGUUUGUCGGCCUUAGACGUUGCCAACUCUUGAGACAUGCCUUAAGAAGAAAACAAAAGACAGCAUAGGCCAUAUAAGAUAUAACCCAAACCCACCAAUAGAAUAGAACACUACUGCAUCUCUCUCCUUCAGUCUCCCUUGCUAGCCCUACUGGCCAUUCCUCAGAAUUAGCUGCAGCCUGCUCUGCAUGCAGGGUCAGCUUCAGCUUUGUCCAAGUUUAUGGCCCCCACUUUUCUUUUUUUCUUCCUUUCCUCCUACCCCUGUUGACCCAUUUCCCCCUUCACUUCCCUUCCCAUUAAGGUCCAAAAAGCAGGGCAAUACUAUCCCUUCUUAGCUAUAAAGCAACCCUAGAACCCCUACUGCUAUUUUCUUACCACCUUUGCUCAAAGUUUUCAAAACCCCCACACUCUCCCUCCAACCAAAGCUGAACCCUCCAUUACCCCUUUCCUUUUUCUUCCUUGGUUUCCCAAACCAUUUCAGUUUUUUUGCACUCAACCCACAUGGAGGAAACGCCUUUAAUCAGCACCACUUUCAGGCUGAAACACAGCCCUACCACCACCACCACCACUAUUCAGCUGCCAGAGAGCCCAAAAGUCCCCAUGGAGUUCCUGUCGAGAUCCUGGAGCGUCUCUGCCCUCGAAGUCUCCAAAGCUCUCAUCUCCAAUUGCUUGUCUUCGUCCAUCCACACCAACUCCUUCCCCACCACCACUAGCUCCUCUUCCACCACCGCCUCCAUCCCUGAAGAACUCUCCACUAUGCCGGACUUCUCGGAGAACGUUCCUCCUUACAAUCAUCACACCAUUGCUGCGGCAUCCUCUUCUACCUCUGCCCCUCAGUUCUCUUUUGCUUCCUCUGCCACCUCCCAGCUUGUUCUCGAACGUAUCAUGUCUCAGUCGGAAGUGUCGCCAUUGACAUCUGGGAGGCUGUCUCACAGCAGUGGGCCUUUGAACUUGGGGGAAUUGGACAGUCCCCCUAUUUCACCCUCUGAUGAGUUUGAAGACGUGGUCAAGUACUUUCGUGCACACAAAACCAUACAUCCUCUAUUUACCGGUGGUCGAGCCAGCGCCGGCGGGGCUGGUUCCGCCGCCGCAGGCCGCGGCACGGCCACCCCAGCCGGCGGAGGAGCGAAGACGGUGGGCAGGUGGUUGAAGGAGAGGAAGGAGAAGAAGAAAGAAGAGACGAGGGCUCACAAUGCGCAGCUCCACGCUGCUGUUUCCGUAGCAGCAGUUGCCUCCGCCGUCGCCGCCAUCGCAGCCGCCACUUCGGCCGAAUCAGGAAGAAACGAGCAGCUGGCCAAGACCGACAUGGCGAUGGCUUCGGCGGCCACUCUGGUCGCUGCGCAGUGCGUGGAAGCCGCUGAAGCCAUGGGAGCCGAGCGCGAGCACCUCGCCUCCGUCGUCAGCUCAGCCGUCAACGUUCAUUCUCACGAUGAUAUCACCACUCUCACCGCUGCUGCGGCCACAGCUCUGCGAGGGGCGGCGACGCUCAAGGCGAGGGCGUUGAAGGAUGUGUUGAACGUGGCGGCGGUGAUUCCGAUUGAGAAAGGGAUCGGGAUUUGUGGGGUUGGGAAUGGCGGAGGGAAUCCUAGAAGAAACUACAGCGGCGAGAUCUGCCCUGCUGCUGAUAGCUUUGUUGGGGCAGAGUUUCUAGCUCGUGGAACAGAGCUUCUCAAACGAACCCGCAAAGGGGAUUUGCACUGGAAAGUAGUCUCUGUUUACAUUCACAGAACAGGGCAAGUGAUGCUGAAGAUGAAAAGCAGGCAUGUUGCGGGGACGAUCACCAAAAAAAAGAAGAAUGUGGUUUUGGAAGUUCACAAGGAGCUUCCAGCAUGGCCAGGGAGGCACCUUCUGGACGACGGAGAUGAGCGCCGUUACUUUGGACUACAAACGGCGGCGAGAGGGCUGGUGGAGUUUGAGUGCAGGAGCCAACGAGAACACGACAUCUGGACUCAGGGGAUCUCCAAGCUUCUCCUCACUGUUGCCGAAAGGAAAAUCAGACGCUAAAUUUCCAGCCUUCCUCUUUUCGUGGGUUCUUAGAAUCUCAAUCACGGCCUCUAAUCGAAUCCAAGUCUCUGGACUGGCAAUCAGCUUAGGUAGUUAGAUAUGGUGUUUGGGGUCUUAUAAUAUAUAGUGAAACCAUGUGGAUGUGGUGUUUUGUAGGCUAUUCUGUAUGUUUAUCAAAGCCAGGUAACAAUUUAGCAAAUGGGAAGCAUUCAAUGAAGAGAAACAAGAAGAGGGCGAUGAUGUGAAAUAGAGAAACAAUGACCAUCUGGAACACAUUCU